Phaedon cochleariae (mustard beetle) is the source of this 510-nucleotide messenger RNA. Lineage: Eukaryota; Metazoa; Arthropoda; Insecta; Coleoptera; Chrysomelidae. The record is from the annotation of a GenBank genome assembly.
CAUUUUAUCUAAGAUAAAUUUUCUCUCCGAAGAUACUGUUCGAUUUCUGGUCAAAAUGAGAUCUACGUUGGUGUUUUUGUGUCUUGUGGUCGCAGUUUUUGCUAAUCGUCUUCCUGAAACUGAAAGGGCAAGGCUGGCGCUGAUCCAUGGAGAAUGCCAAUCCGAUCUCAGGACCAACUGCGACGAAAAUCUCCUGAGAAACCUCGCAGCUAACGCCAACAAUCGCCAGGUUGGAGUCCACAUGCUCUGCAUGACGGUGAAAGAAGGUCUUCAGAAGGGCAACGGAGACCUAAACAAGGAAGUCAUUAGGAGCAAAAUCGAAUUAGUAUCUCAAGACAGCUCCAGGGUAGACGAGCAUCUGCAGAAAUGUGCUGUGAAGAAGGAGUCUCCUGAGAAGACAGCGGUUGCUUUGGUGCUCUGUUUCGUCCAGAAUAGAAUACCAUACUAUCAUCAAUUGUAAAUCUGAUAAGACUACUCGAUUGAAUUCUACCUACUAUUAUAGUAUAUAAU